GGGGCCGAGCGCUGUAUCCGGUCAGGUUAGGGCUUCAGAGCCUGGCACGCGGCCUCGGCCUCAGGUACGGCCCCAGGUUGGGAGUUACUCCGGGAACUUCCGGGCGAGACUGGCGCAUUUCCGGUCAAGAUGGCGGCGCCCAUCAGAGUCAGGUGCGGGCGACUCUGCCUUUAGUAGCGGCGGCGACUCGAGGCCCGGGAAAGCAGACCCCCAGGAGUCGACCCGUUAGGACGCCAGAGCUACCUCAGCGGUGACCACCCCCUACCCCAGACACAUUCUUCCCUUCACUAACAGCCCAUGGCGGACCAAGGCUCGGGGGGCAGCCGCCUCCCUCUGGCGCUGCCCCCAGCCUCCCAGGGUUGCUCAUCAGGGGGCGGCGGCUCCUCGGCGGGGAACUCAGGCCAUCCUCCGCCACCGCGAAACCUCCAAGGCCUGCUGCAGAUGGCUAUCACGGCGGGCUCGGAGGAACCAGACCCCCCUCCAGAACCCAUGAGUGAGGAGAGGCGUCAGUGGCUGCAGGAGGCUAUGUCAGCUGCCUUCCGGGGCCAGCGGGAGGAAGUCGAGCAGAUGAAGAACUGCCUUCGAGUGCUGUCCCAGCCUAUACCCUCCUUGGCUGCUGAGGCUGAACUGGCCGCCGACCAGCAGGAGCGCGAGGGGGCCCUGGAGCUGCUGGCCGACCUGUGUGAAAACAUGGACAAUGCUGCAGACUUCUGCCAGCUGUCAGGCAUGCACCUGCUGGUGGGCCGGUACCUGGAGGCAGGGCCUGCCGGGCUGCGGUGGCGGGCGGCGGAGCUCAUCGGCACGUGCAGCCAGAACGUGGCGGCCAUCCAGGAGCAGGUGCUGGGCCUGGGCGCUCUGCGCAAGUUGCUGCGGCUGCUGGACCGGGACGCCUGCGACUUGGUACGCGUGAAGGCCCUCUUCGCCAUCUCCUGCCUGGUCCGGGAGCAGGAGGCCGGGCUGCUGCAGUUCCUUCGCCUGGAUGGCUUCUCCGUCUUGAUGCGGGCCAUGCAGCAGCAGGUGCAAAAGCUCAAGGUCAAGUCGGCGUUCCUGUUGCAGAACCUGCUGGUGGGCCACCCCGAACACAAAGGGACCCUGUGCUCCAUGGGGAUGGUCCAGCAGCUGGUGGCCCUGAUCCGGACAGAACACAGCCCCUUCCAUGAGCAUGUGCUUGGAGCCCUGUGCAGCCUGGUGACAGACUUCCCCCAGGGCGUGCGGGAGUGCCGGGAGCCCGAUCUGGGCCUGGAGGAGCUGCUCCGCCACCGCUGUCAGCUGUUGCAGCAGCACGAGGAGUACCAGGAGGAGCUGGAGUUCUGCGAAAAGCUGCUACAGACCUGUUUCUCCAGCCCGACGGAUGACAGCAUGGAUCGGUGAAACCUGGUGGCUUACUACUCCCUCUCCGUGGGAACCCAGGCAUCCUGCCUCCCAAGGGAGACCAGGGCCUUUUGGUGCGCGGCCAGGGCAUGCCUGCCCGUCUCUGCUCAGCCCCUAUAAGGGGCGCUGAGGAAGGCGCCGGCUCCUUGGACCCCACCCCUCACACUCUCACUGCGUUCCCCCUUCUGUGUCCACACUGUUCUUCAAUAAAGGUGUUUCUCCUCCUCCA
Ailuropoda melanoleuca (giant panda) is the source of this 1600-nucleotide messenger RNA. RefSeq names its product HSPA (Hsp70) binding protein 1 (gene HSPBP1). The transcript has 8 exons. Gene Ontology annotation, molecular function: adenyl-nucleotide exchange factor activity. NCBI's taxonomy places the organism in Eukaryota, Metazoa, Chordata, Mammalia, Carnivora, Ursidae. The record is from RefSeq and is a predicted model, not a curated record. The coding region runs from base 298 to 1371 and encodes 357 amino acids. Gene Ontology annotation, cellular component: endoplasmic reticulum.